CUGUGCUGGUGAUUUUUUCCUCCUUAAUUGCUUUGAAUGGUAAGAUUCUGACUGCUUAUGAAAUCAACCAUCAAGUGUCUUUUUUCUUUUUUAGUAUCAGUGUAAAUUUCUUCUAAAUAAAUAAUGUCUUUUCUAAUUACAUGUAGGAGCUAUGAAGCUAUUUGGUCUGUAGAUGGCAGCAGUAAUAGCCUUUGAGGAAUUAAUUUACAGGUUCUUUCUGCCACAAGAAAGCCUUUGGUCUUCGUUUCCAGGACCUGACCACUAGGUGAUUUAAGUUUCAGUUUCCGUUAUGGCACGUAGCCUUUCACUUUUGCUGAUGGCAAACUUUCGAGACACACAGUGAAAGUAUGAGAAAUGUUCAGACCUUCCAAGCUGCUUGGAGCAGACUAUGGAUUUUACAGUGAAAACUUUGACUUGUCUGUGGCAGGUAUUAAGGUCCUCCAGAUCUUGUAUAAUAUAACGGUCCUCGUCUGUAUUGGCAAUACCUCCCAACUUUGUGUCAUCUGCAAAUUUUAUUAGCACACUCCCACGUUUUGUGCCAAGGUCAUGAAUGAAAAUGUUAAAUAAGAUUGAUCCCAAGACUGAUCCCUCAAGGGCAUUCCCUCUGCUGAAUAUCAAAGGAGCCAGCAACUAGGAAGAAUGACAUCUACCAGCGUAAUUAAAAAGAUGUUUACAUGUACGCUUUCUGGAAUGGACAUGUAGCAAUGGAAUUAGUUUAGUAUUCUAGCAAAGAACAUAAAACUUGAAGUCUCUUUAUUUUGAUUCAAUUUUCCAUACUGAAAAUAUACACUACAGCUUUGCUUUAUAGAAAACAUGCUGAGAAGGUUGUAUCACUAGAUGUAAGAGUGUAUUUAGAUAUGCUCUGACUUCUUCUCCUUCUUAUAUUAAGUGAUAACACAGUGACAAUAAUGAAAAACUAACUCAGAAUGAAAUUUACUAAGUGGAAUUUUACUAUGUCAGUUCUUGGAAUUGUAAUUUAUGUAGCUGAUAUUGCAGCAGAUAUCUGGGUCACUAGUAACUAUUUCUGUGAGGGACAAUAUUCUUUGGGUAUCUUGACACUGGUUUUUAGGUUGCUGUCAUCAAUAAUAGUACAGAUAUUUAGUUAUGAAUGGUUUAAAGACGACUGUGGAAGCCCUGAUCCUGGGAAGCUGAACUGGAUUUUUCUACUUCAUUUCUUGCAUGGUGGAAUUUUUACAAGGUAUUGGUUUGCAUUGAAAGAUGGCUACCAGGCUGCUUUUAAACAAAACAGCUCAGGAGAUCAACUUACUGGGGGCCCUGCCAGUAUCAUUCAUAAAUGCGCCAUUGAUGCAGUGACUGAUAUUAGUAUGCUCAGGGUAUUUAAGACUUUCCUGGAGACCACACCCCAGCUCAUUCUUCAGAUUUACAUCCUGAUGGAGCAUGACAAGGCUGCCUUCAGUCAGUACGCUUCCAUCAUCACAUCUUUCUGCAGCAUUUCCUGGUCAACUCUUGACUAUCAGAUAUCAUUACGAAAAUCUCUGCCUGAUAAUAAUCAAUUUUCUGGGGUGCCUCCUAAGUUAAUCUACCUCUUGUACAAACUGUUCACACUGACUUCUUGGAUACUGAGUAUUGCACUGGUCACCCAAUUAAAUAUCAUAAGUAGUAUAGUUCUGCUAAUAUUUCUUUGGACUUUGGGCUUCAGCUGGACUUUGAAGCAACACACUACGUUUUGCAAAUCUAAGAGGAUGGAAUUUUUAUUCAGGACUGUUGUUGGGAUCAUUCUUAUUUUUACAUUUUUUAAUGUCAAGGGGAAAAAAACAAAAACGUAUAUUUCUAGUUAUUAUGCCACUCAUAUGGUUGUAACUUUAGGCAUAAUGUGUGUGUGUUUGUUCUGGAAGACUUCAGUUACUGAGCAAUUAUAUUUUACAUUUGUGAGCAUCACAAUUGUUCUCACUCUGGGGUUAGGUAUUAUUUGUCUUUUUGUUUAUUAUAAAUUUUUCCAUCCCACUAUUUAUUUCAAACAAGAGAGUGCUUCAGAUAAAGUUGAUGGACUACCAAGAGAAAGAGAAGAAGAAAUCAGUAGAAUAAGAAAUUUCAUAAUGCCAUGAACAUUAUAGAAUUAUGUGAAUUUUUAAAUAUGUGCAAAUCAAAGCAAAUACUGCCUGGGGGACUGUUAGUUACUCUGUCUUUACUUUUCAUACUUGCAAUGAGCAUUUCAAGUAAAAUAAUUGCUAAUGGGAAUGGUAGUAGUUAUCAGCUCUGAAUAAUUAUUGGUUCUGCUGUACUACUCUACAAAGCAAAGACUUUAUAAAAUGAACUAAGCACUUCUGCAUAUUGGUGUUUUUCCAUCACUUGCAAAAUAAAUAAAAUACAAAAAUAGCCCCUGUAAAGGCAAAACAA
Trachemys scripta elegans is the source of this 2358-nucleotide messenger RNA. It is a transcript of the gene XKR9, whose product is annotated as XK related 9. Gene Ontology annotation, cellular component: plasma membrane. The record is from RefSeq and is a predicted model, not a curated record. The transcript has 6 exons. The coding region runs from base 927 to 2066 and encodes 379 amino acids. Gene Ontology annotation, biological process: engulfment of apoptotic cell; apoptotic process involved in development; phosphatidylserine exposure on apoptotic cell surface. Lineage: Eukaryota; Metazoa; Chordata; Testudines; Emydidae.